AUGGAGCAGGGAGAGAAUGGUGAGAGCGAGAGAGAGAGGGAAGGAGAGGGAGAGAUCAUUUCCUGUAAAACAACAGCCUAGGACUUAGCCAUAGGGAAGUGUGACAAUUUCAGUAUAACAAUCCAGUAUUGACUGAAUCCCCAUCAAUCUGCCUAAAACCUGUGUUACAGUGGUGCAGCAUAUUCCAUUGUUAGUCAGUGUUGACUGUUUUGUGCCCCAUCCUUCCAGGCCAGGUUUGCUGAACAUUGGGGAGUCUGCUACCCAGCCCUGGUUGGCUGAUACCUGGCCCAACUCCUGCUCCAAUCACAACGACUGUAGCAUGAACUGCUGCACCGCAGGACAGGGCAACAGUGACAGCAACCUGGCUACAUACAGCCGCCCAGGUGAGUACGCUACACACUGGAACAACACACCCAAAGAUAAACAGUUAUCAAAAUAACUCUAAGGCCUCAUGCCCAUAGUGGGCACAGGGGCACGUGCCCCCUCAGAUUUGUCCUGUUCAUUAAAAAAAAUAGUAAUAAUAAUAACAUAUAUAUAUAUAUAUAUAUAUAUUAGUUUUUAGUUUUUUCUUUGUAAUACUACUAGCCACUUAGCAAUUUUAUGAAGUUGUCUUUAGCUAGCCCAGAUAAGUUCCCAAUCUCAUAACUAGCUACCAAGAAGCCAUUUCAGGCUAUCAGGUUGGUAGACUUAAAAAAGAAAGCAAUAACUAAAUAUACUGAAUAAGACUCACAUUCCUUUCAAUCUUUUACCCAGAUUUUAGCAGAGAUGAAGAGAAGCAUAUUUCAUUUCUUGUUUUUUAAAGUACCACCUGUCAGGGGGAUACAGACCGCUCAAGAGGUAUGCUUAGAUAUGCAGAAAAACAAACAUAUUUUUGACAUAGAAUUAAGCAUAAUGAUUAUGGUUCUAGAUCGCAGGAAAAAGCUGUUUCAGGUGUUAGAAAAAUUAAAAAUUCUCAAACUUACGGUCGUGGGUGUUGAGGAUCCUUUGCUGAUCCUUUGUGCCCCCUCAGAGUUUUGGGGUGCAUGACGCACACACCUGCUCUCAAAACAAAGCAUAGAUAAGAAUCAUAGAAACAAGCGGAUGUGGUCGGUAGAAAACAGAGAGAAGUGAAGUGAAAUCUGGGUUAGCUCCCUCGAGACUUCUCUCUCUAUACAUCUCUCCUCGCGAGGUCUCUAUAAGAAAAACCUUAAGGGAUAUGAGGCUUAGGAGUAGGAGUAGCGUGUGUGUUUGAUUUAUUUAAUGUUAAAGCGGGGCUGUUUUAGGCAGGAAAUAAAAGGAGCGCGCUGGAAGGUCCUUAUGGGUUUACUCUGCUGCAAAUCGAAUUGCUCUGCUGAUUUCCAUACUUCUGUUAUAGGCCAUAAUGCCCACUUAGUGCUCAGUUAUUAAAGAAAUGUUGAGCAGUGGUUGACGUCAGGGCAGGACUGCAGACUGCAGCCAAAACCGGAUAGAGAGAGAGAGAGAGAGAGAGAGAGAGAGAGCGAGAGAGAGAGAGAGAGAGAGAGAGAGAGAGAGAGAGAGAGAGAGAGAGAGAGAGAGAGAGAGAGAGAGAGAGAGAGAGAGAGAGAGAGAGAGAGAGAGAGAACCUGGAAGAGUGCAUAGAAAGAAAGGGAACGGAGGAGGAAAACAAAUGAUGGGGGAGGAUAAUUAGUACACAGAGAUAAAUGAAGAGAGAAAGAGAGAGUCCGUAGGGGGGAAGUAAAAGAGAUGGACAGGGAGGGAGUUAUUAAGGUACACCUCCAGGUGGCCUCUCAGUCAGCAGUAUUUUCUAUAAACAAUAGGGAGUGAGUUUGGCUCUGAGGUCACACACACACACGCUUACACGCGCGUGUACGCAAACACACGCAAACACACACGUGCACGCACGCACGCACGCAAACACACACAAACACACACACACACACACACAUACACACACACAAUCAAAAGAGCAAACUAUUCACACUGUACAGAGAAAAAGGGCCAACAGCUGGCAGAGAGGGGAGAAGUAUGGCUCUUGGUGCAGGGUGGGGACAAGGGAUUUGAGGUUACACACACAUAGGUAGGACAUAACUACAAACCAUGGACCGGAGCUCUGAACCUCCUUUUGAGAUACAGCAGGCUUAGAAGUUUAACUUAAGUAAAAGAGAUGUGGGUAUACAGUACAGUCGUUUGAACACCUGGCAUAUACUACAGUAGUGUAGUGUUGUCUACCCACUCAUUGAUUCAUUUAGAUUGUUGGCUUCAACCAUCUCCCCAAACAGGCUUACACACACUCCUAGUGUAGCAGAUGUGCUGUUGUACUAAGUGCUGUGCUACUACUGGGUUAAGCAUCUUACUCAAGGACAAAGAAAGACUGUACCCAUUACAGUUUACAUUUGAGUCAUUUAGCAGACGCUCUUAUCCAGAGCGACUUACAGUUAGUGAGUGCAUACAUUUUUCAUACUGGCCCCCCAUCAAAUACAUACCCAACUUCUAAAGUUAUCCAUCACAGUCAACAUCCGACUUUUCAUUCCGGGGUGUGUUUAACUUUUCCUUUACAUUGGUUCUGGUGAGUUAGUUUGAGAAAGGGGUAAUAUGCUAAAAGCACUUCUCACUCACCCCCAGUAUGUUAAGGAGCAUGCCUGGUGAUGGCUGCUUUGUGUGGCAAACCUAAACCCUGUGAAGGUUUAACAGGAUCAGCGGCUAGGUGGCAGAGCUGAGGGGUAUGAAUUAAUGUCCCUUUAUCUAACACAUAGAGGCCCUUUCUCCACAUGUACCUCUGAAGUGCCUCGGUUCUUGGGAAAUGUGAGGCUCACGUGCGCUCGGUUGUUCCACCUACAGCCGUCCUUGGUAUUUACCGCAAGGCUGGCUCUCAGAUCUGCUGGAGGAUUUGAAUAUUUUAUGAGCCAGGGAAAAUUGGAUCUGUCAGUGGAGCUCUGUUAUUUUCUGCACGCUUCGUUACAAUCUUUUGAUACCAUGGCCACCAUUGUUCCUGUACCCAAGAAAGCAAACGUAACUGAACUAAAUGACUAUCGCCCUGUAGCACUCACCUCUGUCAUCAUGAAGUGCUUUGAGAGACUAGUCAAGGAUCAUAUCACCUCUACCUUACCUGUCACCCUAGACCCACUUCAAUUUGCUUACCGCCCCAAUAGAUCCACAGACGAUGCAAUCGCCAUCACACUGCACACUGCCCUACCCCAUCUGGACAAGAGGAAUACCUAUGUAAGAAUGCUGUUCAUUGACUAUAGCUCAGCAUUCAACACCAUAGUACCCUCCAAGCUCAUCAUUAAGCUCGAGGCCCUGGGUCUGAACCCCGUCCUGUGCAACUGGGUCCUGGACUUCCUGACGGGCCGCCCCCAGGUGGUGAAGGUAGGAAACAACAUCUCCACUUCGCUGAUCCUCAAUACUGGGGCCCCACAAGGGUGCGUGCUCAGCCCCCUCCUGUACUCCCUGUUCACCCAUGACUGCCUGGCCAAUCAAGCCUCCAACUCAAUCAUCAAGUUUGCAGACGACACAACAGUAGUAGGCAUGAUUACCAACAAUGACGAGACCGCCUACAGGGAGGAAGUGAGGGCUCUGGGAGUGUAGUGCCAGGAAAAUAACCUCUCACUCGACAUCAACAAAACAAAGGAGAUGAUCGUGGACUUCAGGAAACAGCAGAGGGUGCACCCCUCUAUCCACAUCGACGGGACCGCAGUGGAGAAGGUGGAAAGCUUCAAGUUCCUUGGCGUACACAUCACCGACAAACUGAAAUGGUCCACCCACGCAGACAGUGUGGUGAAGAAGGCGCAACAGAGCCUCUUCAACCUCAGGAGGCUGAAGAAAUUUGGCUUAGCACCUAAAACCCUCACAAACCUUUACAGAUGCACAAUUGAGAGCAUCCUGUCGGGCUGUAUCACCACCUGGUACGCCAACUGCACCGCCCGCAACCGCAGGGCUCUCCAGAGGGUGGUGCGGUCUGCCGAACGCAUUACCGGGGGUAAACUACCCGCUCUCCAAGACACAUACAGCACCCGAUGUCACAGGAAGGCCAAAAAGAUCAUCAAGGACAUCAAUCCACUGCCUGUUCACCCCGCUAUCAUCCAGAAGGCGAGGUCAGUACAGGUGCAUCAAAGCUGGGACUGAGAGAAUGAAAAACAGCUCUAUCUCAAGGCCAUUAGACUGUUAAAUAGCCAUCACUAGCACAUUAGAGGCUGCUGCUGCCUAUUGAAAUCACUGGCCAUUUUAAGAAAUGGAACACUAGUCACUUUAAUAAUGUUUACAUAUCUUGCACUACUCAUCUCAUAUGUAUAUACUGCAUUCUAUUCUAUAAUAUUCUACUGUAUCUUAAUCCAGGCCGCUCUGUCAUUGCUUGUCCAUAUAUGUAUUCUUAAAUCCCAUUCCUCACUAGUUUUGUGUGUAUUGGGUAUAUGUUGUGAAAUUGUUAGAUAUUACUUGUUAGAUAUUACUGCACUGUCGGAACUAGAAGCACAAGCAUUUCGCUACACCCGCAAUAACAUCUGCUAAACACGUGUAUGUGACAAAUACAUUUUGAUUUGAUUUGAUUUGAUACAGACGUGUUCUGCUGUUGGCCUGUUGUGGAGAAUAGAGAUGACAUGACGUUGAGCUGUGGAUGAGACAGAGACAUUAUUGAGACAGAACAGAGAGAGCAGACAGUGGAAGCAUAAUACAGCUACAGUCACUCACCUGAACCAGAUAGGGAUAGUUGACGUACAGAAUGAACUGUAGUUUGCACUGAAAGAUAUAUAUAUAUCUGUCUAGACUGAGGGCACAGUGAUCUGUUGAAAGGUACUAAUGACUCGGGCUGAUUUAUUUCUGUGUCAUUCUGUAAUGUUAAUCUUUUCAGCUUAUUCUUUAUCGGAAUAUAAUGCCAGUGAAUACAACUGAAUACAAUGCCUUUCGUGCCAUUCAUGCACUUGGCAAACCUCUUCUUCUGAACCUAGCCAUAGAAGCUAGUCCAGUCUUUCACUAAACCCUGCACCCUGCACCCGCUCCCCAUGUUAUCCAGCCGACUGCAUCGCCAACUAUAACAACCAGAUGGAGAGCAAACAGACCAACCUGAUGGUGCCGGAGGGAGGAGUGUACGGAGACGUGGACCUCUCCAACAAGAUCAACGAGAUGAAGACUUUCAACAGCCCCAACCUGAAGGACGGACGCUUCGUAGGGCCGGGGGGACAGCCCACCCCCUACGCCACCACACAGCUCAUCCAGUCGUCUAUCCUGGGAAACAACAUCAACACAGACAGAGACAGAGGGAGUGGAGGGGGAGGAGGAGGGGGAGGGGAGAUAAACGAGAAACAUGGCUGGAAACCCACCCCGGUUCAGCUGCAGAAGCAACAGGAAAUGACCUCACAGCUCCACCAGUAUAACAUCAUGGAGCAGAACAAGCUAAACAAGGGUGAGUGUGUGGUGGGAAUCAGUGGAGGUCAGGAGGUCAAACCAUAGCCGUCUUCCAUCUUUGCUUUCUUCCCUUCUUUCUUUCCCUUUCUCCCUGUGGAUUGGCCCACCAUGCUGAAGAAUGUUCCUUUUUCACUUGCUUCCCUGCUGCCCCCAUUCAGUCAUAUCAACAGAGAACAUCAUCAGUCUCUCGCUCAUUGUCUGUUAUGCAUUUACCUAACUCCUCUUUCCUCUCUGUGUUCAUAUUCUGUGUCAGGCCUGAGUUUCUGUCUUUUCUGUCUGGGUGGUUCUUCAUGGGUGAAGUCUCGUAGCUACAGGUGUAAGGAUUGUCUCCCGGUGUCAGGUAUCUGAAGGAGAGAUACAGGCACUGAACUGACAGGCACUGAACUAAACUGUCGUCACUUUGUUCUUACCUACAAAAGAGCUGCUGCUUAAGUAACACCGUUUUCAGCUUCGUCAUGGUCUCUCGUAUGGAACAGAAAUUGCAUGUCUUCUCUCUCAGCACUAUUAGGAAGACAGCAUCCAGCUAUUGCAUGAUAUUACACCAGACUGUUUGUUGUGACAGUUUGAAAUUACAUUUCAAUUUAUUAGAGGUGUAUUACACACAUUUAAACACAUUGUUGGUUAAGAUCAUUAUUUAGAUGAGUUCAUUAGUCCGUUAAACUCAAACAGUCUCUAUGCACCUUUUGAUAUCAUCAUUUCCCCUUCUGUCCUUCAUUUCCAUAAGCUAUCUGUACUUCUCUAAUGCGAUAAUGUAGUGUAUGCUGCCCUGCGACCCACCUUCAUCAUGCUUACCAUCCUCCUCCUCUCCCCUACCAGACCACUACAGAGGAGGGGACAGUCCCAUGCCUACCACCAUCCCCUAUAACCAGGCCCACGAGGCCCACACCGUGGGCUCCUACAACAGCUCUGACCGCGGCAGCAGCAGCACCUCCGGUGAGAGAGGGGGGAACGAGGGGGGACAGGGGCAGACGGGUUAUCAUAUCCACAGCCAGAUGGCUGAUGUUUUACUGCGUGGAUGUUUAGUGAAUCGCUUUUGUUGUUGUUGUUUCCAGUUCAUUAUUAUUUCUAUAAACCACUUAAUCACUUUCAACCCAGAAGCUCCAUUUCUAAAUCCUUAUUUUCCUCAAAAGCAAUAUAUCACAGUGGUACUAAUAAUGCGUGAUGCUUUAAAAUGGUAAUUUGUAUUAAUUUCCAUGUCAGUCUCUUGAAGAGAAAUGAAAAGCAGAUGCCUUCAGAUGCCUCCAGUCUGUCAUGUUCCAGUCUGUCUGGGUCCAGUCUGUCUGGUUCCAGUCUGUCAUGUUCCAGUCUGUCUGGUUCCAGUCUGUCAUGUUCCAGUCUGUCUGGGUCCAGUCUGUCUGGGUCCAGUCUGUCUGGGUCCAGUCUGUCAGUCUGUCUGGGUCCAGUCUGUCUUGUUCUAGUAUGUCAGGUUCCAGUCUGUCAUGUUCCAGUCUGUCUGGUUCCAGUCUGUCAUGUUCCAGUCUGUCUGGUUCCAGUCUGUCAUGUUCCAGUCUGUCUGGGUCCAGUCUGUCAUGUUCCAGUCUGUCUGGUUCCAGUCUGUCAUGUUCCAGUCUGUCUGGUUCCAGUCUGUGUCUGUUUCCAGUCUGUGUGUUUCAGUUUCCAGUCUGUGUCUGUUUCCAGUCAGUUUCCAGUCUGUGUGUGUUUCCAUUAUGUUUCCAGUCUGUGUGUGUUUCCAUUCUGUGUCUGUUUCCAUUCUGUUUCCAGUCUGUGUUUGUUUCCAUUCUGUGUCUGUUUUCAGUCGGUUUGUGUUUCCAGUCUGUGUGUCUUUCCAGUCAGUUUCCAGUCUGUGUGUGUUUCCAGUCUGUGUGUGUUUCCAGUCAGUUUCCAGUCUGUGUGUGUUUCCAGUCUGUGUGUGUUUCCAGUCAGUUUCCAGUCUGUGUGUGUUUCAGUCUGUGUGUGUUUCCCAGUCUGUGUGUGUUUCCAGUAUGUGUGUGUUUCCAGUCAGUUUCCAGUCUGUGUGUGUUUCCAGUCUGUGUGUGUGUUUCCAGUCUGUGUCUUUCCAGUCAGUUUCAAGUCUGUGUGUGUUUCCAGUCUGUGUGUUUCCAGUCCUGUGUUCCAGUGUGUCGUUUCCAGUCGUUUUUGUCAGUUUCCAGUUGUUUCCAGUCUGUGUGUUCAUUCUGUUUUCCAGUCUGUGGUGUCAGUUUCCAGUCUGUGUUGUUGUGUUUCCAGUCUGUGUGUUUCCAGUCUUGGUGUUUCCAGUCUGUGUGGUCUCCAGUCUGGUGUGUUUCCAGUCUUGUAGUUCAGUUGGUGUUCCAGUCUGUGUGUCCAGUCUGUGUCAGUUUCCAGUCUGUUGUUCGUUUCCAGUCUGUGUGUCGUGUGUUUUCCAGUCGUUGUUUCCAGUCUGUGUUUCCAGUCUGUGUGUGUUUCCAGUCUGUGUCGGUGUCAGUUUCCAGUCUCCUGUGUGUUUCCAGUCUGUGUCAGUUUCCAGUCUGUUUUCCAGUCUGUGUCAGUUUCCAGUCUGUGUGUGUUCGUUGUCCAGUCUGUGUGUUCAGUUUUCCAGUCUGUGUCAGUUUCCAGUCUGUGUUCCAGUCGUGUCCAGUUUCCAGUCUGUGUGUCUUUCCAGUCUGUUCGUCUGUGUGUUCCAGUUGUUUCCAGUUGUGUCAGUUCCAGUCUGUGUGUUUCCAGUAUGUGUGUGUUUCCAGUCUGGUGUCAGUUUCCAGUCUGUGUCAGUUUCCAGUCUGUGUGUGUUUCCAGUCUGUGUCGGUGUCAGUUUCCAGUCUGUGUUUCAGUAUGUUGUUUUCCAGUCUGUGUCAGUUUCCAGUCUGUGUGUUUCCAGUUCGUUGUGUGUUUCCAGUCUGUGUGUCAGUUUCCAGUCUGUUCGUUUCCAGUCUGUGUGUCAGUUUCCAGUCGUGUUUCCAGUCUGUGGUCAUGUUUUUCCAGUCUGUGUGUUCCAGUGUGUUUCCAGUCUGUGUGUGUCUCCAGUCUGUGUCAGUUUCCAGUCUGUGUCAGUUUCCAGUCUGUUUCCAGUCUGUGUCAGUUUCCAGUCUGUGUGUGUUUCCAGUCUGUGUCAGUUUCCAGUCUGUGUCAGUUUCCAGUCUGUGUGUGUCUCCAGUCUGUGUCAGUUUCCAGUCUGUGUCAGUUUCCAGUCUGUUUCCAGUCUGUGUCAGUUUCCAGUCUGUGUCAGUUUCCAGUCUGUUUCCAGUCUGUGUCAGUUUCCAGUCUGUGUCAGUUUCCAGUCUGUGUCAGUUUGUGUGUGUAUACAAGUUGAAUUUAGCGUGAUCCAUCCAAAACCUAGUUUGUGAGUGUUUUUCUGACUAGUGAGCUAGUCACUGGACAUUUUAUUUGGUUCUUCCUUGUUGCUCAGACAGUUUUUUGUAAAAAACAUUAAUUACCGUUCCCUUCAUUCCUGCAAAGAGGAGGAUAAUCUCAUCAGAGCUGCAGUAUUUGUUUCUGGACAAUAACUAAUGACACACACAUUCCAGAGGGCAUGCAACACUGCCUCCAUAACACCCAGGAUCCAUUCUGAUAUUGUAUAUGAAGUUCAGCUCAUUUAUGAGCAGCCCUCUGUGCUCACUGAGCUCACAGCUCAUUGGUUUCAAAUUCUAAUUGGCUGCUGUUAAUUGGCCUCUGAUGUUUUUGGCUUUUUUUCAAGUUUUCUAUUUUCUCUUGGCAAUGGUGAACAUUACAGUUGAAGAAUGACUGUGUUUUUGAUGGCAUGGCUGGCAUUAAUUACAAAUUGAGAGGUAAUGAGCGUGGUGCGUUUUCGCGACAUCCAUAAAGAAAGGGUGUGCAAUUAGCUGACAUGCUCUCAUGUUUUUUUUAUCUGUGUAAAUCUCGCACUGAAAUUAGCCCUGUUUGUUCCUAACUUUGUAUCUGCUGUCGAUUUUAUUAAUUUCUCUUUUGAUUUAAUGAGCGUCAAUAAUGUAGAUGGUUGAGAGACAGAGGAGGAUGUGGGAGUGGGGAUGUGUGUCUGUGUGUGUUUCCAGUCAGUUUCCAGUCUGUGUCUGUUUCCAGUCAGUUUCCAGUCUGUGUGGCUUUUUUUCAUGUUUUCUAUUUUCUCUUGGCAAUGGUGAACAUUACAUUUGAAAAAUUAGUGUGUUUUUGAUGGCAUGGCUGGCAUUAAUUACAAAUUGAGAGCUAAUGAGCGUGGUGCGUUUUCGCGACAUUCAUAAAGAAAGGGGGUGCCAUUAGCUGACAUGCUCUCGUGUAUUAUUACUUUUUUUUAAUCUGUGUAAAUCUCGUGCUGAAAUUAGCCCUGUUUGUUCCUAAAUUUGUAUCUGCUGUCGAUUUAUUAUUUUCUCCGCUGAUUUAACGAGCAUCAAUAAUGUAGAUGGUGGAGAGACAGAGGAGGUGGGAAUGUGUGUCUGCGUGUUUCUGACUGAAGGAGUUCUUUGUUCACGUUUGAGCAGGGAGUCAAGGUCAGAAGAAGGGAGUGCGUACCCCCAAACAACCCAAACAGAGCACAAUGAACUGGGCUGACCUACUGCCUCCUCCCCCUGCUAACCCACCCCCCUGCCGCAACAUGGAGGAGUACUCCCUGUCCAUGGACGAGAGGUGGGACAUGUUUACACACACACACACACACACACACACACACACACACACACACACCUCCCUGCCACUCGACUCUUUCCUUUCAUUUACUGAAAGAGUGUCAAACCUGCCCUAAGGGUUUUUUUUUCUAUUGUGUGUCAAUGCUAGGUAAAUGUCAAACCUUUUCCUUUACAUGUCUACCUUGAUAGCAGCACAACAUGAAUAUGUACUAGCUACAUUGUUCCAGCUAUGAAUGUUACUGUCACGUUGAGUGACAUCCAACUAAUCAGCGUGUUUCCCUGUGUUGACAGCUAUGACCCAGACAUGCAGUGCUCCCUGCCCCCCUCCCGAAUGUACCUGCAGCCAGAUGAACUGGAAGAGGAGGAGGAGGAGGAGGAGGAGGAGGAGGAGGAGAUGGAGAGGGGUCCCACUCCACCCAUCAGAGGGGCUGCCUCGUCCCCCGCCGCGGUGUCCUACAGUCAUCAGUCCACGGCCACCCUCACCCCCUCGCCCCUGGAGGACCUGCAGCCCAUGCUCCAAGACACACCAGACAGCAUGGGCUCUGGACACGAGCGCAGGUACUGGGAGGUGUUAUACUGUAUAAAAUGGAACUCUGAUUGGCUGAUAUACAGUGGGUAUAAUAAGUAUUCACCCCCCCUUAGAUCUUUUCACAUUAUAUUGUGUUACAAAGUGGGAUUUAAAUAAUUUAAUUGUGAUUUUUUUUGUCAUUGAUCUACACAAGAUACUCCAUAAUGUUAAAGUGAAAAUAACAUUAUACAAAUGUAAAAUAAAAGACAAAUAAUAAUAUCUAAAAUAUAGUCGUUGCAUAAGUAUUCACCCCAUAAAUUAGUUCAGUUAGACCUAAAUGACAGAGUGAAAAGUAUACAGAACCAAAUAUACUGAAUCAGAACAUUCCAAAACAUGCAUCCUCUAUGCAACAAGGCACUAAAUUCAUGCAAAAAAAUUUAUUGCCUCAGGGUUAGGGUUAGAUCUUAUCUAUUCAAGGUGUAUUAGUGAUUUAUUUUUCAUUCAUUUUUGGUGUAGAUCGUUGGCAAAAAAGUACACAAAAUCCAUUUUAAUCCCACUUUGUAAGACAAUAAAGGGGUGAUACCCACUGUAGUAAUGAUUUUAAUAGUCUGUACAAAAAAUGCAAUCAUAUUUUAUAAUUGAUUUAUAUAAUUGAUUUCUCAUACCCUACAUUAAGAACAUGUCUCCUGCUGUUUCAGACGCCAUGCAGUGAGCCCCCCUCCCCGGCCCCUCUCCCCCUCACACACCUACGGCUACAUCUCAAGCCCCCUGGCUCUGGACACAGACGGCAUGGAGGAGCAGGAGAUGUUGGAGGAAGAGGAGGAGGAGGAUGGGGACGAGACAGACGCGGAGGUGGCCAAGGUGCACCACCACCCUCACCACCCCCACCACCCCCAGCAGAUGCACCCCAGGAGGCUGCUGCUGCGGGGCCUGGAGCAGACGCCAGCCUCCAGCGUGGGGGACCUGGAGAGCUCUGUGACGGGCUCCAUGAUCAACGGCUGGGGUUCGGCCUCCGAGGAGGACAACGCCUCUUCAGGACGCUCCAGCGCCGUCAGCUCCUCAGACGGAUCCUUCUUCACAGACGCCGACUUUGCCCAGGCUGUGGCCGCUGCUGCAGAGUACGCAGGCCUCAAGGUGGCCAAGUACCCCAACCCCACGCAAGGCCAGGAGGGAGGCCCCGGAGGUAAGCACAUAUAUUCCUCACUAAUAUGAUAUUUUAUCCUUAUCAAGAAGAGUAUAAAACAAGAUCAUGAGCACCUUAAUUCCUUAGUCUAAGACGUUGGGGGAGUGGGGGUGCUAAGCUGACAUAUGGCAUUGAUUUAUGAUGGUCAUACUAUGGAUCAUUUAGCUAUUUUAACAAGAGUGUGCAAAGCUGUCAUCAAGGCAAAUGGUGGCUAUUUGAAGAAUCUCAAAUAUAAAAUAUAUUUUGAUUUGUUUAACACUUUUUUGGUUACUACAUGAUUCCAUAUGUGUUAUUUCAUAGUGUUGAUGUCUUCACUAUUAUUCUACAAUGUAGAAAAUAGUACAAAUAAAGAAAAACCCUUGAAUGAGUAGGUGUUGUAAAACUUUGGACCAGUAGUGUAGAUUUUAGCCUUUUCUACUAAAGCCUAUAGAAAUGCUUUGAAUUACAAAUUCAUAAAUGGCAAAAAGGACAGUCAAAAAUUAAAUCAUAAGAAACAAGGUUUUGAAGUGUCUGUCCUAAAUCUAAGAUAUAUAUUUUUUUAAUCUCAGGAAAUACUUUUUAUACAUAUUUAAUUCCAAACUUCCAUUUGUUUUUUAUAAACCGGUAUCGGUUACCUUCAGACGAGUCCCUUGACACUUGUGGGGGCCGUAGAGCAAAACGGAGAACGCCAUCGUGUUCGUGAGAGUCUCCCCUUUCCAUAGAGUAGUCAGAAUAGUUUGGACGCCGUUUGGACGCUACAGACAAACACCGCUCUAGCUCUGCCACCUUUCACCGCAGAUGCGGAUAUCUCUAACUUAAACUGACUGAUUUUUAUGGGGAUUUUUUGUUUAUGUAAUUUAGAUUGACGCACUUGUGUGAAUCGACUCUAGGGGGUUAACUUUUAUGAAUCCCUUAUUCUGCAAGCCCGCUGACAGAGGGACAACCUUUUCAUGGUUUCAUGCGCCUUACCAAAUGUGUCUUUCCCUUCAGCACGAAAGUAUCAAAUGACCCCUUCAGGCCACCGUCCUGGCAGCCCCCUGUCCACAGACAGUAACAUGAGCACGGCCAACAUGCAGAAGAGGCCUCCUAAGAAGCAGAAACAGCACACUGCAGCGGGCCUCCCAGGGCUCCAGCGACGAGAGGCCUACCCUGAAGGUACAGCACAGGGCAACACAUACUCUGCUCAUUCAUCACUAAAGUACUGUAUGAGGUGGAACGUCAUAACAAGGACUGGAGAUGUACCAUGGAUCCAUUUGUAAUUACAUUUACAUUUACGUAAUUUAGCAGACGCUCUUAUCCAGAGCGACUUACAAAUUGGUGCAUUCACCUUAUAGCCAGUGGGAUAACCACUUUACAAUAUAUAUAUUUAUUUUUUUGGGGGGGUGGGGUAAGGGGGGGUAGAAGGAUUACUUUAUCCUAUCCCAGGUAUUCCUUAAAGAGGUGGGGUUUCAAGUGUCUCCGGAAGGUGGUGAGUGACUCCACUGUCCUGGCGUCGUGAGGGAGCUUGUUCCACCAUUGGGGUGCCAGAGCAGUGAACAGUUUUGACUGGGCAGCGGGAACUGUGCUUCCGCAGAGGUAGGGGGGCCAGCAGGCCAGAGGUGGAUGAACGCAAUGCCCUCGUUUGGGUGUAGGGACUGAUCAGAGCCUGAAGGUACAGAGGUGCCGUUCCCCUCACAGCUCCGUAGGCAAGCACCAUGGUCUUGUAGCAGAUGCGAGCUUCAACUGGAAGCCAGUGGAGUGUGCGGAGGAGCGGGGUGACGUGAGAGAACUUGGGAAGGUUGAACACCAGACGGGCUGCGGCAUUCUGGAUGAGUUGGAGGGGUUUAAUGGCACAGGCAGGGAGCCCAGCCAACAGCGAGUUGCAGUAAUCCAGACGGGAGAUGAUUAGGUGACUGGAUUAGGACCUGUGCCGCUUCCUGUGUAAGGUAGGGUCGUACUCUCCGAAUGUUGUAAAGCAUGAACCUACAGGAUCGGGUCACCGCCUUGAUGUUAGCGGAGAACGACAGGGUGUUGUCCAGGGUCACGCCAAGGUUCUUUGCACUCUGGGAGGAGGACACAACGGAGUUGUCAACCGUGAUGGCGAGAUCAUGGAACGGGCAGUCCUUCCCCGGGAGGAAGAGCAGCUCCGUCUUGCCGAGGUUCAGCUUGAGGUGGUGAUCCGUCAUCCACACUGAUAUGUCUGCUAGACAUGCAGAGAUGCGAUUCGCCACCUGGUUAUCAGAAGGGGGAAAGGAGAAGAUUAGUUGUGUGUCGUCUGCGUAGCAAUGAUAGGAGAGGCCAUGUGAGGAUAUGACAGAGCCAAGUGACUUGGUGUAUAGCGAGAAUAGGAGAGGGCCUAGAACUGAGCCCUGAGGGACACCAGUGGUGAGAGCACAUGGUGCGGAGACAGAUUCUCGCCACGCCACUUGGUAGGAGCGACCUGUCAGGUAAUCUAGUGUUCUACUGCUGUAAUACCUCAUAAUGAGUACUAGAGUUGUACCAUGAAUCCAUUUGUAAUCUAGUCCCCUAAUACUGUAAUACCUCAUAAUGAGGACUGUAGUUGUACCAUGGUUCCAUCUCUAUUCUAGUGUUCUACUGCUGUAAUACCUCAUAAUGAGUACUAGAGUUGGACCAUGAAUCCAACUGUAUUCUAGUCCCCUAAUACUGUCAUACCUCACUACCCAGCCCCACCCAUAUGAUGUAUGGCAUGGUGCCUGCCUGAGACACAGUGUCCAGGAGUGAGUGAGUGUGAGGGUGUCAUAAGUCAGAGCUUUAAUCAUCUUCCCCUCGUGUGUGCGUGGCAUCACUUCCAAUCUGUGGCGGUGCUGAGCAGAACAGACUGGGGUAGAUGGGAAGUAUGGAGUGGGCCUGUCUCAGGGGACUGCUGUCCAGCUCCAGCCCGUUCUGCUGCUGCUGAAACUGGGAUGUCUUCCACUCCAGCCAGCCACUAAUGAAAUUACCCCCAGGUGCUCUGGCUCUUAUUGAAGUGGCCCCCUGGCCUCCACUCCAAGGAGCCAGGAAUAAACAAAGCGGGGGCUAACUACAGAGUUACAACGCACAGCACUGGGAAUAUGCUUAUCCUUGUCAAAGUGAAGAAUGUUAACUUUAAGGGGAUUUAUUGUUGCUUUUUUUGUGGCCUAUGUGUUAGUUUUAGUUCUGUUUUCCUCUGGGAUUUAGCUUUUGUGUGUGUGAAUGGAUGUGUGCGUGUAGGUGCUUGUGUAUGUGCAUUGUCUCUGUCUGUGUGUGUGUGCAUGUAUGUGUGUGUGUGUGUGUGUGUGUGUGUGUGUAAGUGCAUGUGUCUGUGCAUGUAUGUGUGCGUGUGUGUGAAUGGGUGCGUGUGUGUAGGUGCGUGUGUCUGUGUGUGUGUGUGUGUGUGUGUGCAUGUAUGUGUGCGUGUGUGUGAAUGGAUGCGUGCGUGUGUCUGUGCAUUCUCUCUGUGUGUGUGUGUGUGUGCAUAUGUGUGUGUGUGUGUGUGUGUGUGUGUGUGUGUGUGUGUGUGUGUGUGUGUGUGUGGAGCUGGCUCUCCUCUUACUGUCAGGUGUCCUUGUGUGUUGAAAGUACUUGACAGGGAGAUUUAAUAUCCAGCCCCACUCUGAGCCAGACCAGCUAUUACUGCACCAAAUCCCCCCUCCCCUCAUCCCCCCUCCCCUCAUCCCCCCUCCCCUCAUCCCCCCCUCCCCUCAUCCCCCCCUCCCCUCAUCCUGCCUGCCUUCCACCCCAUCCCCUCAUCCCCCCUCCCCUCAUCCUGCCUGCCUGCCUUCCACCCCAUCCCCUCAUCCCCCCUCCCCUCAUCCUGCCUGCCUGCCUUCCACCCCAUCCCCUCAUCCCCCCUCCCCUCAUCCUGCCUGCCUGCCUUCCACCCCCAUCCCCUCCCUUUGAAGUAA
Coregonus sp. 'balchen' is the source of this 15402-nucleotide messenger RNA. Lineage: Eukaryota; Metazoa; Chordata; Actinopteri; Salmoniformes; Salmonidae. The record is from the annotation of a GenBank genome assembly.